CAGUUAACAUUCCAGUUUGUAUUAAGUGGAACAACAAGACUUGAGAUGAUUGAUGUUUCAAGAACACCGGAGUUCUCCAAUUGUGGAAACAUGAAUUCAAUCUCAAUUCAUACAUCCUCUGACCAAGACCUGGACUCUGUGGCAGGAGGCAGAAGCAGGCAAAGGUCUCACUCCUGUAACAGUUCAGAGGAAAAUAAAAACUAUGAUGAGCGGAGACAGGCAGAGGACACCUUUCUUAGACCUCGCUCCAGGUCUUUUUAUGACACGCCAGAGCCUGAGAAGUCCAAUCUAGGAAACUUUUCAAGGUCCUGUCCACUGAGGCAAAGGGCAGGCUCCCUACUCCAGUAUCAAGUGAACAAAAAGGAAAAGAAGGCAAAGACUAAACCAAACAGGCGCUCACCAACAAGAGAACUUAAUGGCAGUAAAGGUAAUCUCAAGUCUGUGUCCAUGAUGACCAUCUCUGAGUCGGACAAAUGGGAAAUUUGCUCCAGCUCGGGAAUGAAGUACGGACAGUUUGUGGACUGGGAGAAGAUUGACCCUGAAGCCGCUAUGAGAUACCAACGUAUCCUGAAGAGUGAUCACCAGCAGCUAAAAACUAUGGCCCGAGAAGGAUUUUGGGCCAUGCCCCAUACACUAAGGGCCAAGGCUUACUAUCACAUUAUCCACAGCAUCAAUUCAAGUCGGACUGUUACUCCAGACAGAGAUGUCCACCAUGAACUGAACAAGGAGCUCUUUGGAGAACAAAAAAUCAGCACCCAUCCAGUCCCAGAUUACAUGGAGGCUGGAGAUAUACCAAGAUACUGUCUCAACAAAGCAGGACUGAACUCAGUUAAAAGGAUUCUCCUUUGCCUUGGUAAAUGUUUCCCAAACAUGAAUUUCUGCCCUAUCCUGCCUGAACUGGUCUCCCUCCUCCUCCACUUCAGUGAGGAUGAAGCAGAGUGUUUUCACAGUGUGUCCAGACUCAUCUGCUACAAUGACCCAAACAAACGUUAUAUCGACCAGACCUUCCUCACAUAUCGUGCUUCCUGCAUGACCUUUGGAGACCUUGCUAACAGAUGUUGCAGAGGCAUCCGUAAGCUGAUCGCCAGCUCUUACCAGAACCUCUUUGACUUUUACUCUGACUGGAUCAUGUGGAUAUUCGCUGACCUACCAUUCACUUAUGCCAUUAGAGUGCUUGAUGUCUAUCUAUUGGAGGGCUACAAAGUCCUCUACAGGGUGGCAUUGGCUUUGCUCAGUCUCUACAAAGUGUCUGUGUCAUCUCGAGUGGCCGACGUGGAGGACUUCAGAACAGAUAUGAAAAGGUUUGUGGAGAGUGUAGCUCGCCACUGCACAGCCGAGAAGCUUCUGGAGAUGGCCUUAAUGAUUCCUAUGGCCACGCGGAGAGAGCUAAACCUCCUGUUCAAUGCCAAUAAGGACGCCCUCAUGCAAAAAGGUGUCAGCAUACACCAGAAGAGGCAGUCUGUUGAGAUGGUGGACUUUAACAACUUCACCUCCAGUGUUGUGACAGUGGCUUCGAUGAGAGUGGUGUGGGCCUGGAUACCUGAGCGCUUUGCCCUUUUCAGCCCCAUUAAGCUGUUUAGUACAGCUGAACAUGGAAGAAGCCUUGCUUCAUUAUAUUCACAUGUCGAAGGUCAUGAGCCAGCACUCUUGAUCAUCAAAACUGUGGAUGAAGAGGUCUUUGGUGCCUUCCUGUCAACAGAUGUGAUAGAAAGAAAAAAGCAUGACUCUGAGGGACUGACAUAUUUUGGGACUGGGGAGUGUUUCGUCUGUACGAUUCGUCCCAGCAAGGAGCGCUACCAGCAGGCCAUGGUAAACAUAAUGACCAGAAGAGUUUCCCCACAGCAGGUUAGAGACAGCAGCUGUGCCUCCUCUCAGUUAUCCAAUUGUGGCUGCUCCCCAAUCACCACAGGCAGCACAACUCUGACCUGUCCUGCUGGAACCCCCCAGGACCCAAGCUACCUGACCAUCCCCUUUACCGCCCCAUCAGAGGAACCCACGACUGCCAAAGAGUCAAAGAGACCCAAAGAACAAGAAGCUUCCAUGUUCAUUGCAGGCACUGACAGUCAGCUCAUAAUUGGGGGUGAUGGAGGCCACGCACUCUGCCUGCAGGAAGAUCUCAAGGGUGGAUAUUCAGAGGCCUGUGACACAUUCAAGAGCAUCGCACUCUACAAGGGUCAUUUCAAGAUCCAGGCCCUUGAAGUGUGGGGCAUACAGAACUCUAUUUCCUUUUCUCACAGUUUUCUCUGAGUAGAAAAAGGAAGGAGCUUGUAUUACUUGGUAAACAGCAAUAAGUGUUUCAUGAUGUUUGUUCAUUGGACUCAGAUUUGAUGUCAAUCUCCAAUAUUUAUUAUGUGAAUACACAUAUUGAGUGAGAUUUUAUUAAGUUCUUGUCUACAUGUCAUGUUAAUUUGUCAUACAUCAUACACUUUUUACUGGACUUUACAAGCCCAUAUAAACAAUAGUUUAUAUCUCAGGAUGGCUCCAAAAACACAAGGGAAGUUGAGACAUGUGAGCUACCAGUAAGCAUGUGACACAAUUUGCAGUCUAGCUACUUCUUUUGAAGAACCCUACACAUGGGUGUAAAUAGAAGCAUUUUUUUAUUUUACAGUUGAUCUGCAUUUGGUGAACAAUUAAACGUCAUGCACUUAUAUAUUAAUUAUAAUAUGUGAUGAUCAGUUCAGCUGUUUUUCUUCUUCUUAUCAAUGUGUUAUAACAUAUUAAGAUAUGACAUGUUGUGAACAUUAUCGAUUUACUGUGUUAUGGGGUUCAAAUUAAAUAAAUGUAAUACUGAAACAA
Molecule: messenger RNA, 2796 nt
Organism: Eleginops maclovinus (Patagonian blennie)
Lineage: Eukaryota; Metazoa; Chordata; Actinopteri; Perciformes; Eleginopidae
Product: TBC1 domain family member 24-like
Exons: 11
Coding region: 46-2247 (733 amino acids)
Biological process (GO): response to oxidative stress
Cellular component (GO): nucleus
Source: RefSeq, a predicted model, not a curated record